Messenger RNA from Mytilus trossulus (common blue mussel), 2548 nucleotides. RefSeq lists its product as uncharacterized. The record is from RefSeq and is a predicted model, not a curated record. The transcript has 7 exons. Bases 47 to 2548 code for a protein of 833 amino acids. Gene Ontology annotation, molecular function: protein binding. NCBI's taxonomy places the organism in Eukaryota, Metazoa, Mollusca, Bivalvia, Mytilida, Mytilidae.
UGUAAUUUAAACGUUAGAAUAUUCAUAAGCGGGAAGAAGAUAAAGCAUGUCUUCUAGACUUUUACAGACAGUUCUGUUGAUUACUGUAUUGCUGGAAUCAAUUUCAUAUGAAUUAUGCUGCCCAAGCGAUAUACAACGUAAUAUAAGAGCAAAUAAGUAUUGCAAUAGAAGUGAGAGUUAUCUUUGUUUGUACGAUGACAACACGAAGCACAACAGAGAGUCAUGUAGAAAUAAGCCCGAGUUUGAAAUACCUGGAUACAAGUUUAUAAUUGUUGGGACAUUACAAGGAGUUCCAUGUGACAGCAAUAGGUAUCAACCGAUUCGAUUUUGGACCAAUGAGAAUUCUGAAUGUGUGUUCAAAACAUCAAAAUGCAAUGGUAUUGGACAACUUAUGUACAAAAAAGGAACAGGUACUGAAGACACGGCAUGUAGAUGUGAUUAUGCUAAUGGCUAUGAUUUCGUCAUUACACCGAAAAAUCCAUGUAUGUGUUUGCCGGAGAUGGAAGAUUGUACGUGUUACUUAAGGAAAUGUUCUGUUGGAGAAGUUCUUACUCCAGGUAUGCUCAUCUUUCUGCUGGUAGCAUACUGCCCUCAACACCAGAGCAUUGAUGACGACGAUUCAUGGUUCAACAAAGAAAUUAUGAACAAUAUCCUAAAUAAGGAAAAACUAAAUUGGAAAGAGAAAACGGAAAAGUUUGUCAGUACAAGAGCCACAAAAGUAAUUUUGGAGAAAAUUCAGAACCACAACUGUGUAUUAAUAAGUGGGCCUCCAGGCGUUGGUAAAACGGCAAAUGCAUAUUGUGUGGCCUUUAUUUUAGAGAAAACCUAUAAAUGCAUGGUAAUUGAAGUAAAUGCUAGUGAUCUACAUAAGUAUGCCUUGUCAAGUAUGAACCAAGUGUUUAUAAUUGAUGACGUUUUUGGGAAAUAUUGCUGUGAUACAGAUUUCAGGCUUAUUUGUUCCUCUUUAAAAACAGUUUUAGAUUACCAUGCUAACACAAAAAUAAUAAUGACCUGUAGAUCGCAGACAUAUCAUUUGGUGCAGAAUCAACUUGCUUUGGAGAAUAUCUCCUUUGAACAUUGCGAUUUUCUCUUAUAUGACCUUCAGUUAUCCGUAGACGAAAGAAAGGAAAUUGGUGAAUCUUACAUAAAGAGGGGAAUAAUUAGUGUACUUAAAGAUAAUAUUUGCAUGUUAUACAGCUUUUUUCCAUGUAUUUGCAUAAUUUUAGCAGCUUGUAAAGAAAAUGAAAACUUUUUUACAUAUCCGUCCAGUUAUAUAGCGUACGAAGUCAACAAUAUUAAACUGAAAUCUAAUGAGACCUACUUAGUGUUAGCUCUGCUAGUUGUUUUAGACAAUGUUGUAGAAGAAAUUGUACUAGAUGAACAUAAUGUUAAGACCGACGUCAUGCUUAGAGAUAUAGUUACAGAGGCAGGAAUUUUGCAAACUCCUUCUAAAGGCUUAUUGUUAUCUUUUCUGAGAUCAUUAGAUGGUACAUUUGUUAAGAAGUGUGAUCACGGUUUUACAUUUAUGCAUAAAUACAUGUUUAACAUGAUGGUUGGUUGUAUUGGUCACAAUUUUAUAAGAAGUAUACUAAAAUAUGGAUCAAUUGGUUUUGUUCAGACGAGAAUACAAUUGGCCUUUUUAGAAGAAAUUGUUGGCAGUUUCAUGAUUAGUGUUACUCCAGAUUUGUACAAUGAAUAUUUCGCUCGAUUAACAAGCGACAUCAGUCAUGGAAAUGUAACUACUGUGUUUGCAAACAAGCAAAUGUGUUCAGGUCAGUUUCGAAAGGAAAUGUUACCACACUUUGAAAAACAUUUGAAGGCUGAAGAUAUAGUUGAUGCUAAAGACAAAUCGACUGUUAUUCAUAAAGUGUCAUCAUCGGGUUUUACGGAUUUAUUAGCAUAUUUUGUGAAAAAAGACAUGCCAAACAUUAAUAAACAAGACAUUCAUGGGAAAACAGCUCUUCAUUUGGCUGUAUUGCAUAGACAUCAGCACAUCGCUGAAAUUCUUUUACAACAAAAAGCGGACGUGCAUCUCCGGGACAAUGACAAUCGCGCUGCGAUUCAUAUAGCUUGUAACAAUGGUAACCUACAUAUGACAGAUUUGUUAAUAAAACAUAAGGCACACACAAAUAAGAGAGACAUACAUGGACUCACCCCACUACAUCUGGCAUGUAUAAGAGGCCAUACUGAAGUCGUAGAACUGCUUGCACAGGCGAAGGCAAAAAUGAAUAAAUCUGAUGAUAUUGGAAGAACACCAUUGUAUGUGGCUUGCGAAAUGAAUAAUGUUGACACAGUUAAUUUCCUCGUACAUCACCUUUCACUAAAGGAUAUUCAUAGUGAAGACAACAAAAACGGUUUUACACCACUUCAUAUUGCAUGUGAUAAAAAACAUACAGAUAUAGUAGAUACAUUGCUGAAAUACGGUGCAAACGUAAAUAGACCUUCAAAGAAUAAUGACACACCAAUGAAAAUUGCAAAACGGCAUGGAAAUACAGUUAUUAUCAAACUUUUGCGGAAAUAUGAAGAGAUAAACACGGUACAAAAGUGA